Molecule: messenger RNA, 1315 nt
Organism: Melozone crissalis (California towhee)
Lineage: Eukaryota; Metazoa; Chordata; Aves; Passeriformes; Passerellidae
Gene: DSCC1
Product: DNA replication and sister chromatid cohesion 1
Exons: 9
Coding region: 1-1236 (411 amino acids)
Biological process (GO): maintenance of mitotic sister chromatid cohesion; mitotic sister chromatid cohesion
Cellular component (GO): nucleus; chromosome, centromeric region; chromatin
Source: RefSeq, a predicted model, not a curated record
AUGGAGGCCGCGGCGGGGCGGGGAAUGGAGGCCGCGGCGCGGAAUUCGGAGCGGGCCGGGGCCGCCAUGCGGAGCCGCGCCGAGGUGGACGCCACGCUGCAGACGGCCAAGCUGAACCCGGCGGAGCUGCUGCCGGCCGUGCACUGCCUCAGCUUCGGCCCGCAGGCCGGCGGCGGCGAGUGCUGCCUGCUGCAGCUGGAGCCGGGGCUCUGCGCCGAGCUGGAGGCGGGGCGCAGCCUAAUAAUCCGUGGUGAAAAGGAUGAACAUGCAGUGUUGUGCAGCAAAGAUAAAACUUAUGACAUGAAAAUAGCAGAUACCUCAAAUAUGCUGCUGUUUGUUCCUGGUUGCAAAACUCCAGAGGAACUGAAAGCAGAUCAGGCAUCUUGUAAUAUUAUUCAUUCACAGAUUGCUGGUUUCUCCAAGAACUAUUGGGAAUUAAGGAGAUGUCGACCAAAAAUGAAGAAACUGAGGACGCUUUUAAUGGAAGAUCCAUAUGAAGGGCCUGAUAGUCAGAAAGAUCAGACUUCAACAUUUUCAAAGUAUACAACAGAAGAUUUGUUAAAUCUGAUUCAAGCAAGUGAGGAAGAAAUACUCCACCAAUUGCGGGUCAUAGAUGCCUGCAAAAUCGAAGGAUAUUGGAGAAUUCUAGACUUUGACUAUGAGAUGAAACUCUUGAAUCAUGUGACUCAGCUAAUAGAUUCAGAGUCCUGGCCUUUGAGUAAGGUUCCUCUCUGUGCCUGCCUUGAAGAACUUGGAUCUCUAGAACCCAGAGAGAUGAUAGAACACAUUCUUUUAAGCUAUGGCAGGAAAUAUGUUGAUGACGGGGAGGUUUUCUUUGAAAUGCAUGAAGAUAAAAUAUGCAGAGCUAUAGCACAAAUGCUUUUGCAAAAUGCAGUUAAAUUCAAUCUAUCAGAGUUUGAAGAAGUCUGGCAACAGAGUGUCCCUGAGGGGAUGACAACAAGGCUUGAUCAGCUUCAGGGCUUGGCUCUUGUGGAUAGAAGUUUAAGACCAGAGACCAUCUUUCUGCUGAAAGUGGAAGACUUACCUGAAGACAAUCAGGAAAGAUUCAACAGCUUAUUUGGCAUACGGGAAAAGUGGACAGAAGUGGAUAUUACCCCUUAUAUACAAGACUUGUGUGCAGAGAAGCAGACUGUUGGUGCUCUUCUGACAAAAUAUGCUCGCUCUUCAAUGCUGAAUGGUGUUAAAGUUUAUAAUUCUAGAAGACCCAUCUCAUAACAAGUAUUGUUUGAAGAACUGAGGAUACUGAAUGUAGUAACAGUGAAUGUUAUUUGCUGCUGCCUUCUGGGGAAAAGAG